Molecule: messenger RNA, 2259 nt
Organism: Apodemus sylvaticus (European woodmouse)
Lineage: Eukaryota; Metazoa; Chordata; Mammalia; Rodentia; Muridae
Gene: Kcnrg
Product: potassium channel regulator
Exons: 2
Coding region: 1285-2076 (263 amino acids)
Biological process (GO): protein homooligomerization; negative regulation of delayed rectifier potassium channel activity
Cellular component (GO): endoplasmic reticulum
Molecular function (GO): protein binding
Source: RefSeq, a predicted model, not a curated record
CAGAGUAACACCACCUCUGAAACAAGCAGUACGUGAGUUCACACUGCAUCUGUGCGUUAGAGCAUAGCUAACACUGCAUCCACGGGGCAUCAAGCAUCUGGGGAAGCAAAGCAGUUUUUCUGACUGAAAAAUCCUAAGAAAGUAAAGACCAUGAAACACUGCAUUCCCAAGUUUGUUUUAAAGUGAUUCCUUCCUCAUGACAGUAUCUUGUAUCUCUCCCUCUUCUGUUUUGACAAACAUCCAGUAGUCCUUCCGCAAGCCUCACAAGUAUUGGAAUCACAGUGACCUUUGUCCCUGUGAAUUUUUCGCUAAAAGGUGAUAUAAGCUGGGCAUGUGGUAAGGGCAGGAGUUGGGAAAGCCAUCUUUUAACUGGUACCUAAAGCUGUGGUUGUGUUACAUUAACUGUAUAACCAACCCAGUUCACUUGCCUGCAGAAUUUCAGGUGUAGUUAAGACUAUCCUAUGUAUUAAGAGACCAUUUAUUAGUCACCAGGUGAAGGCUGGUGCUAUCCUCUCUGCUCAUUAAGAGAAUGAUGCUCACAGAAGUAUUCUUUUCUCCUUGCUCAGAAGUCAAAUGAAAACAAAAGAACCCAUCCUUAAAACUGCUUUUAGUUAAGCUUUAUUUUUGUCAUGGCAGAAUAGGCUCUUGAAGGCGCACCGAGUGGAGUGGGUUUUAGAUUGCCGACUCUUGAAUUUUGGUUGAGAAUUGGUAACAUGGUCAGGGAUGAGGAAAGCUGCUCUGGAAAAGCAUCUUCUGUAUCCAGCCAUGGGGUGGUCAGGGGGCUGAAGGCGAGGUAAAGGCCGCUCGCCGUAACAAGUCAUGGUCUAGCUAGUAAAUUACUAAGGGGGGUUCUAAAACCAGAUAGUGUUUUCUAUAAAUUUUAUCUUGGCCAUAAGAGCUUGGUAAAUGUCUGCAGAGAAUGGUUUUUCUGCUCCUGAUGACUUUGAAAUACAGAUUUAGGGUGUCAAUGGAGAAUGUUUUUUCAGUGCUGGAGACAGCAAGGGACAGGAAAGGAGUCUAUUUGAAAUCAUGAGCUAUAUUGACAUUCUGUUUCACUUGCUGCUUUUUCCACUUUACAUACUGUAAGUUCCCAAGCAACUCACUUGCCAACACAGCUGUGGAUACACUAUUUGUCUUGACAAUAGUCACCUUGGAAUUUAGGUCUAGUUUUCUAUCUCCACUUCCUUGUUUCUUUUAUAACAUGUAUGUAUGGUAGCAGGUUGAGUUAGAGUGUUUUUAUAAGUGGGGUAAUGGUCUGUAGCUACUAGUGUGACUCUAGGAAGGAUGAGUGGUCAGGACCUCGUCACUUUGAAUGUGGGAGGGAAGAUAUUCACAACAAGGCUCUCUACCCUCAAGCAGUUCCCUGCCUCUCGGUUGGCAGGCAUGUUAGAUGGCAGAGACCCAGAGUUCAAGACAGUUGAUGGCCAGAUUUUUGUGGAUAGAGAUGGUGCUUUAUUUAGUUUCAUUUUAGAUUUUUUGAGAAAUCAUGAGCUUCUGUUACCCUCGGACUUCUCAGACCAUCGUAGGCUUCAGAGAGAGGCUCUUUUCUAUGAACUUGAUUCUCUUGUUGAUCUCUUAAGCCAGUACCUGCUCCAAUCAAGAUCUGCUAUCAUGGAGGUGCAUUUCCUAAACCGAAAUACUCAAGCCUUCUUCAGAGUGUUUGGCUCUUGCAGCAAAACAAUUGAGAUGCUAAGUAGGAGGAUUAUGAUGUUUGUGGAGCGACCUCCAGCACUGGCCAGGGACAGUAACUCCCCUCUGGCUUUACCUCCACAAAGACCUUCUCACCAUGACCUGCUUUUCCACUGUGGCUGUGACGGCACUGCGAACCACGCUGGAGUCAGGUACAUUUCCAUAAAGCCCGAUAAUCGAAAAUUGGCCAAUGGAAGUAAUGUCUUGGGCUUACUGGUUGACACUUUGUUAAAGGAAGACUUUCGUCUGGUCAGCACUAGAACACCGGCCUCUGGAGACAAAAGUGAAUGUUAUGUCUUUGAAAGGAUAAAAAGUCCUCAAGUCCUUGGGAUGAAUAAAACACCCAAAUCAGAAACUACCGCCAUGCCAGCGCCAUCUCAGAAGUAACACUGUUCUUUGGAAAGUCCUUACUGGGGCAUGUAUGUCAGAUCUGUAAUCAGUCUAACUUUGGGUUCCUCAAGCAGUGGUUAAAGCCAUAUUGCCUGUUCUCUUAAAACAGCACUGUACUCUGCUUUGCUCCUUUCCCCAUGAACUCUCAUAGCUUUUAGAAAUAGGCUUUGAACUUGGACU